GUAGCGUUGUUAGACACGUGACAGCGCCAACAGCGCUUUUCAGUUUGUGUUUUGUCGUUUUCGGCGCUUCGGUAUAAAAUGGCGGCAAGUGCACAUGCUGAAUGAAGCCAGUGAGUGAAGCUGCUAAAACGUUUUGAAGCAGUCCAACCUGUGGAAUCGGUUUGUCGUUUGGCCUCGAUUCUGGACGAAAGAACAAAUUGCCAGGAGGGUAGUUGCUACACCUACCCGUUUGUGGCAUCCUUUGUCCCAAGGGUGCCAUGGCGUUGUCGCCGGUGCCCCCAAACAAGAUCUCUGACAUUGCGUUUCGGCCUGUUGCGUAUCCGGAGCAAGUUUGCCACACGGUCCCAGCGUACGUGAGCAGAGAUGGCUCAGUUGCUUGCAUCUGCCGGGGGCCACAGUUGGACCUCUACUCCACAAGAACUGGUUUCCUGGAGUGCGAGUUUAGGUUUAACAGUCCGAGCUCUCAGGCGGGCCCCUUCGUCUCGCUGCGCCACGGAAACCGCUCUUACAUGGUGGUGGCCAUCACGGGUGGUGCCGCCGGGCCCCUGCUGUGCAUCUCUUACUGUGGGACGGCUAGAGUGAUCCAGGCUAUCGCCAUGCCUGCUUCUGUCACAAAACUCGCUGCGGUGAGCGGUGGUCGUGUCGGAUCCAUGAGCGGCUGCGUAGCCGUGGCGACCUCCGAUGGACACGUUGCGCUCAUCGACUUGCGUCUCGGCUGCGACGGGUCAUCGUCGGAAGAGAAACCUGCCAGCCUGUCUCGACAAGAGGCGGUUGACGUUGGUCCAGCCUCGUCCUACCACAGGGCCUCGCAUCAUGGAUCCGUCUUUGUGUGCAGAGAUGUUGAAGUGAGCUUGCUCAAGUACAUCCCUCAGCUGGAUUGCCUGGCAGUUGGUCUUCAGGAAGGACGCGUCCAUCUCUGGAGCCUUGAGGACAAUGCUUUCCUGUUUUCUGUGAUUCCUCCCUCCAAUUCGCCUGCCAUAGCAGUGGCCCUGCAGGAGCCAGAAAACGAUCCUCGCUGCUUUUGCUACCUGUGGGUGAUCAACGGAGCAGACUCUGCAGUUGGGACCAACUGUAUUACAUCCUGCUUCAUGUAUGCAGUCAGCUUCACCAAGAAGCAAGCAAAUCCAGAGGGACGCUGCAUCUACCAGGGCUUCCAGUCGUGCCGCCAGGUCUUCGAGUACACGCUGAAUGCGGAGGUUGUCGGGCUUGACGAAGAGGCCUCCAGCUCUCUCCUCGUGUCCUGCCGCACGCUCCCCUCCACCAGAGUCACCGGUGACGUGCUAAAGCAGCAGGAGUACAUCGAAGACCUCAGGCUCUUGCUGUUGACCUGGCAGUUGUUUCGCGGUCACAGACUGCUGGGUACUUAUGUGUCUGUUUUUGACCUCAACCAGUGGUACCGAGCACUCAUGCCUGGAGCGUACCGGUGCAAUGCUCUCAAGCUGUGUCCCUACGUUGGUCUCCUCUCCCUGGAUGAAGCCGUGGCUGAGUGUGGCAGCAGACAAUUCCUGGACAUCCGAGUCAUUCCAUCGUCGGUGAAGAAGUUCCGCUCCCCAAACCCGCUGGUGGAACAGACUCACUUUCCAGCUUCGCUGGCCUUCGACUGCAUUUGCAUCACUCGAGAAGGUUCCAUUCUCGUGUCCUUCCUGGGAAUGCAGCGGCAGCUGCUGUAUGCCAUUCAGGAGCUGGGUCCCAGCUGUCUCUCCACCGCCAGAGAUCUCCUGGUGCGCUGCACUGCCGUCGGCCUCGUCAGCGAGGCAGCCCGCCGCUCUUCGCACCGCAGGAGCAACCCGGUGGCCCAAAAUGCCCUACUGUCCCUUGCACUGGAAUACAGGAUGGUCGGAUUCCUGCAAGCUUGCCUUCGCCACCGGACAGCCACGCCAGGAGACCAGAGCGGAGAGCCACUGCUACCGUUCAUGCUCAACUGGGUCUGGAACAGCGUCAAGGAGAUCAAGGAGUCCCUCGACACACUCUACGUACCACUUUUCGACUGCUCGGGUCGUGACAUGGAGGAAGGCAGCUUCCUCAUGGCAUCUCACCUGGGAGAGCUGUCGGUGCUGGCACCGCUCCUCGACCUUGGCCGAUGCCUGGCCAGCGGGGAUGUCGACGUCGAGUUAGUAGACUUGCGCCGAGAGGUGCUGUCGAUGGUGAAAAACCACGUGGAGGUCGUCCUUUUCCUCGUGGACUGCGAGCUUCUGCCUGAGCAGCGAUCGUCUGGUGCUCCAGCCUACCCCUGGCCAGUUUUGCGCGACUGGUACCAGCGGAGAAGGGAGGACUUUGGCUUGCCACUCCUGGUUGAUGUGCUCGUGGAAAAGGCGGGGAACUCUCUGCCCUGGGAUUCUGGAGACUACCCUCCACCGUCGGUGCAGCAAGCCCUCGAGGUGUACCUCUUGCGUGGGCUUGCGCCCUGGGCAGCAGAUGCCCUCUGCCUCUACUUUCUGCUGGAUGUGGCUUCGUUCCUCAAGGAGGAGCAUUCUCAGGUUGAGAAGAAGCUGGGACGAUUCCCAUUGGCCGUCGGAAUGAGUGCAGAUCUUCAGAGCUUUGUUGAGGCCAUUUGGAAGUUGGACCAUGGCUUCUAUAAGGACGGCGUGGAGUCCCUUCUGGAAGCCACCAGGCUGGCUGAGUCCCCGGUGUCCGCCUUCCUAAGCAAAAUUUGGCCCACGGUCCUGAGGCACCUGAUGGCUGCUGAAGAAUAUGCGCUGGCAAUGCGCUACAUGGGACGCCGCAACUUUUCCAUCGAGACCGUGGAUCACGUAGAGCUGCACCUGGAUGUCUGGUUGGCUAACGACCGGGUCGUGGAUGCUUUGGAGCUGGUCCGCGACCACGAGAAACUCUGCGGCAUGGAUCACCUGCUCAGGCGAAUCGUUGCCCUGGAGCACACAAUGGGUGACCAAGUGGCCAAAUCGCGGCUGGAGCUGAUGCUGCGGCUGCCCCUGUCGAGGAGCGAGGAGGAUGCCUUGAGCUCGUUCUUCCACGACCUUGGGCAGACCACCUGGCUGUGCCACCUCAUCGUCCACUUCGUCCAGGGCGGAAGGGUUGAGGCAGCAGUGCCCCUGGCCGACCGCCUCCGCGACGUCUUCCGUGGCUUCAAGGGGCACCAGUUUGCGGACUCUGAGGCUUACCAACAGGCUGAAGCUGUCCUGGAACUGGUGCAAGCCUUCCUGCGUGUUCGGCCGCUUUCCAAAACAAGUUACCAUCGGGCAGCGCCAUGUCCUACUGUCUCUGCAGGGGCACCACUGCAGGGCCCGAUCCCUACCAAGGUGGUCCACAAGGGCACCACACCAAGCCUGGCGUCCCGAACCAUGGCGCAGGUGGGGAAGGAGGCGGCCGGCGCAGACAAGCAUCCGCCGCCCAGGGGAAGGCAGGAGGUUGUGUUUCCUCGCUUCGUGCCUGCAACAAUUUCCACAUCCGGCCCAAGCACUCCUGUGUCCGCGUUGCACCUGACUAAGAGGCUCAGUCUGCAAAGUGGGUUGGAGGCCGACGCCCUGUCGCUGCUUCACACACCGCCCGUGAAGCCCUGGUCCCCUCCGGCCAUGGUGAAGGGGUCUUCCCUUGGGGGGGCUCGGACCAGCACUCCGGCCUCGAUCCUCAAGCCCCGCGUCUCCCUCGCCCGCCCCAUCGCCAUUCACGCGGAGACUCCUCCGACACCGCCGGCAUUGCCAACCGAGCCCUGCCCUACCCCAGAUGCCGCAACGCGCAGACUUCGGUUUGCCAUGUCCGACUCGUCGGCUUCGGACAACGGGCUCGACCUGGAGGAAACUCCGAUUGAUUCGUCAGCACCAGAGCAGCAGAGUGAUGCCAUCCGGAGUCGUGAGGAGUCUGUGGAACAAACGGUGACCAGUGACGAGUCGGCCAACUGCUCCUUUUUGACUGCCGCCGGUUCCGCCAGUGACGCCGAGUCCGGCACGGAACUCGAAGACGAAAGCCCAAGGCAAGUCUCUGCUUUCCACCCUCAAGCUCCGGAGCAAGGAGCACCCACAAGGCCGGGCCACAACAUUGGGGACAACACCCGCACGCCGUCUCCAUUACCGCACUUGUUUCCGGAGGGCACCCCCUUGGCAGAGGAAGUUGUCAAGGAGGACAUCGAAGAGGGUACAGAGCUUGCGGAGGAAGAGGGAUGUGCCGGCGGCAGCCCCGCCCCCGUCGGGCAACCUGAACCUUCGUCGAUUGGUCUUUCUGUGGAGGAGGCGGACGGCAGUGCGUGGGAUGCUGCCGUAGCGGAGACCUUCGAGCCAGAAGAGAGCGGGGAGUUGCAGUGGAGGGAUGAACCUGGGGACUGUACUGCACCCAGAACUCUGCAGAUCUCCAGCUUCAAAGUUGGAGUUUCCAUAGAGCCCACUGCUGUAGCAGACAGUGAACCGACGGCCGACAUAAUUUGCGUGGGGGUCUAUCCCGAGGGCACCGAUGCAAGCCUGGAUGGGUCUUGUUCUAUUCCCAUGCCCGAGGAGAGGGACGAAGAGGAGGACAUCGUGCUGAUACUCUCAGAUGACGAAUCGGAGCAAGCAAACGCGGACUUGGCAUCGACAGAGGAAAGUUGCGAGGACUCGGACGAAGAAGACGAACACGUUGAGCAGGAGAGCGAUCGGCAGGUGCCGCGUCUCGAUUCGGACGCGACCGGAACGACUUUGGAAGACAAGCGGAGUCUGGAUGCGAGCUCGGUCGCCACAGAAGAGAAACUAUCAUCUGCAUCCCAGCCAGAGACCCACGAUCAGGCGGCACAGACGGGUCAAAGUCUGGUCGGAGCUUCUUUCGGCACGGACCAAGGAGAGAGUGAAAGACACUGCGAUCGAGGACCCGGCUCAAAGAACGACGCGGAGGGAGUAAAAGGCGGAAGUCCCACUUCACUGACGAGCGCGGAGGAAGCCCACGUUCUUUCCGACGCGUCUGCCUGGACGGGACAUGCCCUACAGCCCGAGGAAAGGUCCGGCAACAUUCCAGAGCUCGGUGCUCACACGGAUGUUCAUUCAGCAGCAGAAAUGCCGACCGAGGAUUCAAGCUCCUCGGCCUCUUCAUCAAUGUCCGAUCCUCUCCUCAGGCGGGUAUUUCCGCAACAGGCAACUUCAGAGCAUCCCUCUCCCGUGGUGUCCUCGUACCUCCUUCGACGUUCCGUCAGAGAAGAGCAGGAGCACCCCAACGUUGCAGUCAGGACAAGGCGAAGCAGCGGACCGACUACGCCGGCAAGAAAGCCGAUCCAAGCCUCUCCGAAGUCGGCGCGGAGUACACGCCGCAGUGGAAGCGUCGACCCAUCGAGUAUGACCUCGAUGCGAAAGUUGAAAACUCCAAGCCCGGAGAAGGAGCAGUCUACUGCUUUCUCCAUCGCGAGGACAGACUCCGCACUUGGGAGGACGCAAACUCGAGGCGCCCGGCGGAGUUCAGAAUCGUCAACGCGCAAAGACCGAACCCCGAGCCCCCAGAAGGUCCCCGGUACCCCUAAGGGGAAAGCAGCGAGUCGAGCCAGUUCAAAAAACGAAGGAGCCACGGCCAGGGGAAGGGUCUCGCCAGCAAGGACUCGGAGGGGCGAGAGCUCCAGCCCUAAGGGCCGUGGCACAUUGAGGGCACUCGAAACACCCAGCCCAUUACCGCGACUGGCAAGGCUCAGUGUCUCUCCGCUGGAAAUCGAUUCCGAAGGCUCCACUGUUGCCGAGACCACGCGUCGGGUGGCUCAAACGCCCUCUCCAUCAAAAUUGAGACGUGGACAAACUUCUCCGAGGAAGGCCAGGACUCCAAGUCCGGCGGAAGGACCUCGGAGUCCUAAGCGUAAGCAAAGGAGGUCGUCUACGCCGAGCCUAGCGAAAGAGCCUCCAAGUCCCAACAAUAAGAGAGUGAGCUUGUCCGUUCUAAAAGACAACCAACCAACUGCAGCAGAGCCGAACUCGCCAGAGCGGUCGCCCACCCGCUUGCCAAAGCCACCGGUGAGAAGAAGCACUCGCUUGACACCAAGGAAACAGGCUCCCGAAGACUCAGCCGGCAGCCUAGAAGAAAUGCAAGUCAGGCUUCAGUCGGCCAGAAAAUCUGCAGGAGGGUCAAGCCGCAAGCUGCCGGUAAUCCUCGAAGACGAUGUUGUGGUGGAUAACGUGGCCGGGCAGCCAUCCACAAAAAGAUUGAGCUCUCCACACAAGAGCCUGCCUCGCAUUGCGACAGUCGAAGUUCCAAUGACGAGACUCCGAAGUCGACAGCUCUCUGGUGAUGCUGACAUGGAAGGUGCAGUGGCAGGCACUGCAAAGCGGAAGAUUGAGAGGGACGCAGAGCUGGCCACUCCAGCAGCCAAACUGCACAAGCCAGAUGCCCUUGCCAAGAAAGAUGCCCAAGCAGUAGGGCCCAGCUCUGGCCCUUUGUUCUCGCCGCCCCUAACACGGCGACGCUCCGCCCAGCGGUCGACAGCGGACGGGGCAACUCCCCUCGAACCGGCAACCUCUCGCAACUCAGCAGCCCAGCGGGACGCCGCAUCUGCAAGUUCGACUCUUUCAACAUCGGGUCGGAGCAGGGCCAGUCCUUCGGUACAAGCGGCAAGGAAGAGGGUGAAGAAGCUCGUUUGGAAGAAGCGGUCUCUCCGCGUACCAUUGUUGCCUCGCUCGAAACAGUCGUCGGCCAAGGGAGGUUCAGCGAAGCCUUAGUGUGCUAAGCUUCUUGUUUUGUAUAAAUUCAUUAUCUCAUUUAAAGCUUUUACAAAUUCUUGAAUGUAGAAAGGAUGAAUUUUUAUUUUUAAAAACUAUGUGUCAGUUCCACUAGCUUGCAUAUUUUGAAGAUUUUCUUAGGGACUUGGAAAGAAUGAUAACCAAAUGGAAUGUUUUUCGGUGCUGCAACUUUCAAGUGCAUUAGAAUUUGAAUUCCUCUUGUCAAAUGAUGUUGCAGACAGAGAUGAAACAAUUUCUUUUGUUCCAACACAUGUUUCCCAAAUCUUGCAUUAAAUGUCACUUUAGAUGAUUUUGUAGUUUCUGACCUCUCAGUCUGACAACCUUCUUCUGACAAAAUAGCCAUUCACCAAAGCCCCAUUCAACAAACUCAGUUUGUUGAAUGUCGAUUUCAUUGCUUCGGUAAAUGUCAAUUUCGUCUGAAGAGGUUUUUUUCCCCUGCCUUCUAUAACCGGUUAUGGCAUUGAUAAGUUCCUUUUUAGUUUUUAGGUACAAUUUUUUUUUAGAUAUUUCCCCACAGCUUUUUACUGUGUUUUCCUACUUUUUAAUGCAGUACAGUAGCUGUAAAAAGUAGCGAUGGUAUGCAAUUGUAUCUUUGUCCAGCAACUGUGCCCUGCAUGCACAAUAAAAAAAAAUACUAGUGGCA
Molecule: messenger RNA, 7275 nt
Organism: Ixodes scapularis (black-legged tick)
Lineage: Eukaryota; Metazoa; Arthropoda; Arachnida; Ixodida; Ixodidae
Gene: Elys
Product: protein ELYS
Exons: 35
Coding region: 258-6611 (2117 amino acids)
Molecular function (GO): protein binding
Source: RefSeq, a predicted model, not a curated record